AUGGGAGAAAUCAGAGGCCCAGGCAUACUUUAUGUCGAGGCGCGGAUCUCUCGCCCAGAUAUUAUGGACGAGGCCACGUACAUGAACUGGUACGACAACGACCACAUUACCGAGAUCAUCGAGACCAGCGGCGUCGAUUCGGCUUUUCGCUACAAGCGUGAGGGCGCCGAAUGGCCGUACCUUGCUAUGUACGAAAUGCGCGACAUUGCGUUCACGCAAGGCGAGGAGUUCCGCAAGAUCCGCGUGUACAGCGAUCUUCUGCCUGGCACGAAACUCUGUUACGAUUUGGCCGACAACAACGUUCGGUACUACCGCCUCGAACAGGUCUACGAUCCUACAAACAAGGGCCCUGGACACACAAGGACUCUGAUAUCUGCUCAAUACGAGCUGAAGAAUGGCUACUCGGCAGGCGACUUUGACGCUUGGUAUCGGAAGGAGCAUCUGAACCAACUGUCCACGGCAUCCGGUUAUCUGCGCACAACCCGCUUUAAGCUUGUGUUUUCCCGCUCGAACGCCCAGUCUCGUGCUCUCAAGGGUUUGCCUGUGACGUCUAACGAGCCCCAACCAAACCCGCCCACAUUUCUGGCCCUACACGAAUUUGAAAGUGAGCAAAUCGACUUGGAUGCUCUCAGGGCACUGACAGAUACGGAGUGGACGAGGAAGGUCCACGACAACACCGAGACGGUUUUGCACCCUGUUUACAAGAUUGUGAAGACACAUGGAAAAGGUGAAUGGUUCCACAGGGUCCCGUAG
Molecule: messenger RNA, 753 nt
Organism: Sporothrix brasiliensis 5110
Lineage: Eukaryota; Fungi; Ascomycota; Sordariomycetes; Ophiostomatales; Ophiostomataceae
Exons: 2
Coding region: 1-753 (250 amino acids)
Source: RefSeq, a predicted model, not a curated record